ACACACUGAGACGACAUGGACACAAGAGCCUCCCUCUCCAUUCUGCUGCUGCUUUUUGGCAUCUCACAGGCGUCUUCUCUCAUGGUAAGAUCAGGUCUAGACUUUGCCUUAAAUUAUGAAUGUUCCUCAAAUAAGUCAUUUUAUCAUCUCUGUUUCUGCCUCCAGGAGGAAAGGUUUGAAGGAGUGUUUGUGUCAGAACCUGAAACUCUGGACAUCACUACAAGGAUUUUGGAGUCCAACAAUGGAUCUUCUGAAGUCUUGAUUGAAGGAGAUCUUGUGUUUCCCAAAACCAGAAAUGCUCUCUACUGCUUUAACAACAACUGUUUCUGGAAGAAAAACUCUAAGAACAUAGUGGAGGUCCCUUACAUAGUGAGCAGUGAAUUCUCGAGUUAUGAGAGAUCAGUGAUUGCGAACGCCAUGUCCACCUUUCACUCCAAAACCUGCAUCCGCUUUGUGGCCAGAUCAACUCAGGCCGACUACAUCAGUAUUGAGAACAAAGAUGGGUGCUACUCUUCUCUUGGCAGAACUGGUGGUCAGCAGGUGGUCUCCUUCAACAGGCAAGGCUGUGUGUAUCAAGGCAUCGUUCAGCAUGAGCUCAAUCAUGCCCUGGGCUUUUACCAUGAGCAAACCAGGAGCGAUCGUGACCAGUACGUCAAGAUCAACUGGCAGAACAUCUCUCCUGAUAUGGCCUACAACUUCCAGAAACAAAAUACCAACAACCAAAACACUCCAUACGACUACGGCUCCAUCAUGCACUAUGGAAAAACCGCCUUCUCCAUCCAGCCUGGGCUGGAAACCAUCACACCCAUUCCUGAUAGAACAGUGCAAAUUGGACAGAGGCAGGGAAUGUCCAACAUCGACAUCCUGAGGAUCAACAAGCUUUAUGGAUGCUGAGGAUGAGUUUUAAAUGCAUGUGGUAUGUCAGAUAAUUUAAUGUAGUACUCGUUCCCGUCAAUGGAAAAUCGAAUGAUGUGAUGGUAUUUGUCUUUUGUUGGUGUGUAACUUCUGUCAUGUGUGGCUGAGUAAGGACAAAUCAAGUUAAUAACAAAUUUAACAUGCA
This is a messenger RNA of Carassius carassius (crucian carp), 1060 nucleotides long. RefSeq names its product hatching enzyme 1.2-like. Lineage: Eukaryota; Metazoa; Chordata; Actinopteri; Cypriniformes; Cyprinidae. Gene Ontology annotation, biological process: proteolysis. Gene Ontology annotation, molecular function: zinc ion binding; metalloendopeptidase activity. The record is from RefSeq and is a predicted model, not a curated record. The transcript is spliced from 4 exons. The coding region runs from base 16 to 894 and encodes 292 amino acids.